Messenger RNA from Xyrichtys novacula (pearly razorfish), 2472 nucleotides. NCBI's taxonomy places the organism in Eukaryota, Metazoa, Chordata, Actinopteri, Labriformes, Labridae. The record is from the annotation of a GenBank genome assembly.
AUGGAGCGCGCGGACAGCACCGGGACCUCCGAGUCCUCCGGGGCUGCAGGUCCACCUCCCGGACCAAAUAUGGGCUUCCUGCCCGCCAUAUUUGGAUAUGUACGUCACGCAGGAGUCUUUAUAAAGGCGGGAAUCCUCAUUGAAGGAUUCUGACAGAACCAGGUUCAGGUGUGUCAGCACGCGCUCCCGGAAACACUGACCGGAAACAGACCCUCGUGCUGCUCUAUGAAAUAACCCCCCCCACACACACACACGCCCACCCGGGACCCGGACCCGGACCCUCAGACCUUCCAGCCUUGGCUUCCCCCGAGCAUCAGCGGCCCCUGCAGCAGCCUCAGCCCGGCCGGAGCGCCUCUCCGCGGGGCACAGCAGCGAAGCCCGACCCGGUCUCUGAGCAGGAGCGGCGCGGAGCUCCGGAGCUCCAGGAGCGGCUCAGCUCCACACCCACACCCUCCUCCACCUCCACCACCUCCUCCUGCAGGGACAUGGCAGCGGCCAAAGCGGAGCUGUUCCUGUCCGCCCUGCAGAUCUCGGACCCCCUGUCCGGACUCUCGCAGCCCCUCUCCCCCCUGGAGGAGCUCCACAUGCUGCUGCAGAACGCCGCGGCCGGAGGGUCUCUGCUGACCGGCCCCGCUGCGGAGGGAGCCGGCCUGCCGAGCGAGGAGAGCGGGGAGUACGGAGGUGAGGAGCCGGGGGAGCUGGGGGGAGGUGAGGGGAGGUGAGGGGAGGUGAGGGGAGGGGAGGGGAGGUGAAAUAGUGGGAAAAAAAAGUUUGAGAAAUGAGGAAAUUUGUGAGGAAAUAAAGUUUGAUGAGAAAAGAGAAAAUAGAGCGAUCAAUACAUGAGUUAAUAUUGAUUAAACUGAUUAAUUAGUUUAUUAUUGAUCAUAUUUAUUACAUUGAUUAAACUGAUUAAUAAGGUUAUUAUUGAUCAUAUUUAUUACAUUGAUUAAACUGAUUAAUAAGUUUAUUAUUGAUCAUAUUUAUUACAUUGAUUAAACUGAUUGAUUAGUUUAUUAUUGAUCAUAUUUAUUACAUUGAUUAAACUGAUUGAUUAGUUUAUUAUUGAUCAUAUUUAUUAGUAACAGUUAAAGUGUACGGAGGCCCUGAAGCGCCCCUUUUUAAAAAAAAAAUCUUUUUGUUGUUUUGAGACGUUUUGACCUUCAGGGCCUCCGUACAUUCAUGUGGUUUCAUGAUUCAGUUUUAGGUUUUGACCAUAAAAUCAGCUGACUCUCAGCAGCCAAUCAGAUGGCAGCAGAGCUCUCAGGUGCUGCAGGUGUGUGUGGUCAUGUGAUCAGCUGUUUCCUGUUUCUCACCUCUUCUUCUUCUUCUUCUCUUCCUCUCGCAGACUCUCUGUCCGACCUCCCCGACCUCCAGCCCCUCCCCCCUCGCCUCCCCCCUCUGGCGUACAGCGGACGUUUCUCCUUCGAGCCGUCGGCCUCUGGCGGCGCCGGAGGCGGCGGCCUGUGGGCGGAACCUCUUCUUAGCUUGUUCACAGGCUUGGUGAGCAUGGCGGCCCCUCCCCCUGCAUCCUGCAACCCCUCCCCCUCUACAUCAUCAGUGACAUCAUCCUCCUCGCUGUCUCAGCAGACCUUCAGCUGCGGCGGCGGUGAUGUCUCCUCCAUCUUCACGACAACACCGACGUACACCGGCGUCACCGGCUCCGACAUGCUCCUCCCCCCAGCUGACCCCCCAAACUUCCCGCCACAGGGCCCGCCUCCCGCCUACCCCGCCCCCUCUUCCAGACUCGGCACCGUCCCGCCGCCCUCGGUGGUGCCGAUGAUGCCGGACUACCUGCUGCCUCAGGGGGUGCCGGACGGCGAGCUCUGUGUGGACCAAAAACCAGUCCUGACACAGGCCCCGCCCCCUCUCACGCCGCUGUCCACCAUUAAAGCCUUCUCCUCCCAGAUCCACCCGCAAAGCUCCGCCCACCAGGACCAGGCCAGCAAGCCCAGAGGCAGGAAGUCCCCUGCAGGCCGCCAGUGCAGGACGCCGCCUCAGGAGCGUCCGUACGGCUGCCCGGCUGACGGCUGCGACCGCCGCUUUUCCCGCUCUGACGAGCUAACGCGCCACGUGCGCGUGCACACGGGUCAGAAACCUUUCCAGUGUCGGAUCUGCAUGCGCAGCUUCAGCCGCAGCGACCACCUGACCACGCACAUCCGCACGCACACCGGCGAGAAACCCUUCGCCUGCGCCGAGUGCGGACGCAAGUUCGCUCGCAGCGACGAGCGCAAGAGACACGCCAAGAUUCACCAGAGACAGCGAGACCGCAAGACCGCCUCCCCCUCCACCCCCCUCCCUUACUCACCCCCAAACUCCGCCUCCCCCUGCUCCUCAUACUCCUCCCCCGCUCAUAGCUCCGCCUCCCCCGCCGCCCCCCUCUUCCCUCCCUCCUCCCACCUCUUCUCCCCCCCCGGCUCCUCCCCCCUGCGGACUCCCCCCUCAGAGCCCCCCCACAGCUCCAACAUCUGCUGA